Molecule: messenger RNA, 3330 nt
Organism: Colletotrichum destructivum
Lineage: Eukaryota; Fungi; Ascomycota; Sordariomycetes; Glomerellales; Glomerellaceae
Product: Putative mannose-6-phosphate receptor binding domain superfamily, glucosidase II beta subunit
Exons: 3
Coding region: 329-2020 (563 amino acids)
Biological process (GO): N-glycan processing
Cellular component (GO): glucosidase II complex
Source: RefSeq, a predicted model, not a curated record
CACGUGACUCUAAUCCAUGCAGAAGCCGCCAGCCGCCAGCCGCCCCGAAUCCACUCCCUAAGUGUCGCCAGCUCCGACUUCCCUGUCAACAAAAACCCACCUAAAGCGUUUUGGGUGAGCUGGAAGUUCCACGAAGCGAAGUACGAAUACGGACGGACAGUGGUACCUUGGACCUUCCUCUCUUCGUACCUCGCCUUUCCAACACUUCAGACUUCCACUCCAGAAUUGGAUCUGGGCAGCUUCACCACCACACCAAAAUCCCACAACCCCAAUCUCGCCCUGCCCUUACCCGUUGAUGAGAGUUCAUACCCCCUGAACACCCAUCAAGAUGCGUCAAAGCUACAGCUUGGUGCUUGUUGGCACCUUCCUGUGUGCUGCUGCACCUGUCUCGGCCACUAGCUUGCCGAGAGGUGUUGGCCCUGAAUUUGCCAAGUUCUUCGAGGCCAAGGAGACCUUCUCUUGCAUCGGCCACCCUGAGGUGAAGCUUAGCAUCAAGCAAGUCAACGACAACUCCUGCGACUGCCCCGAUGGCUCUGAUGAGCCCGGCACUGCGGCCUGUGCCUAUCUCGACCCCCUCUCCCCCCCGCAGCCCUUUGCCGGUUCCCUGACUGGCACCACCAACACCACCAAUGCCCUGCCUGGCUUCUGGUGCGCCAACGGCGGCCACAUCGGCACCUACGUCCCCUUCACAUUCGUCAACGACGGCCACUGCGACUACGACGUCUGCUGCGACGGCACCGAGGAGUACAGCGGUGUUGGAGGCGUCAAGUGCGAGAACAAGUGCGCCGAGAUCGGCAAGGAGUACCGCCGCAUUGAGGCCGCUCGUACCGACGCCAUCGACAAGGCGGCUAAGAGACGCAAGACGAUGGCCAAGGAGUCUCGCGAGCUUCGCCGCCGCGUCGAGACCAAGGUCAACACUCUCAAGGACGAGGUCAAGGGUCUCGAGACCCGCAAAGAUGAGCUUGAACAGAAGCUUCACGAGAUCGAGCGUUCAGAGAAGGGCAAGGUCGUCAAGGGCGAGGGCUCUGGUGGAAAGCUCGGCACCUUGCUGAGCCUGGCUAAGACUCGCGUGACCGAGCUUCGCGAGACCCUCGAGGACGUCGUUGCUCACCGAGACGAGCUCCAGAACAAGGUUAAGGAGCUCGAGGGCAUUCUCAGCCGCUUCAAGGAGGAGUACAACCCCAACUUCAACGACGAGGGUGUCAAGCGCGCCGUCAAGGGCUGGGAGGACUACGCCGCCAACCUCGCCAACGAGGCACUUCCCGAUGGCCUCGAGGCUGAUAUCAAGGAGGUCCUUGUCGAGGACUCCGAGACCUCGGGCAUCAACUGGAAGGAGUUUGAGGAGGACGAGGUCUCCGACACCGACAUCCUCUACAACUUCGAGGCCUACCUCCCUGACGCAGUCCGCGAGUUCGUCCAUGGAAAGCUCCUCUCCCUACGGGUGUGGAUGAUCGAGAACGGCCUUAUCGCUGAUAACAAUCAGGCCGGCGCCGAGUCUCGCCUCGUCAAGGCUGCCCGCGAGGCCUUCAACUCGGCCAACAGCGAUCUGCUGGACAAGAAGCGCCAGCUGGAGACCGAGGAGAAGGACCUUGAGAAGGACUACGGUAUCGACGAUAUCUUCCGUGUGCUGAAGAACAAGUGCGUCAGCACCGAGCUCGGCGAGUACGAGUACGAGCUUUGCUGGAUGGAUAAGACCAACCAGAAGUCUAAGAAGGGUGGCGGCAACACCAACAUGGGCAACUUCGUCCGUAUCGACAAGGAGAUGGCAGACGACGAGGAGCGCAUCGACGGCAAGAGCCUUGGCCAGGGCCUCCGUAUGGUUCUUCGCUACGAGAACGGCCAGGGUUGCUGGAAUGGCCCGCAGAGACGCACCGACGUCUGGCUCGCCUGCAGCGAGACGGAGGAGCUUUGGAAGGUCUCGGAGUCGGAGAAGUGCGUCUACAAGAUGGAGGUCGGCACACCCGCCGCCUGCGACGAGCUGCUUGAGCCUCCCAAGCCCAAGGGCAAGGAUGAGUUGUAGAGAAACAUGGAACAAAGAUAUGCAUGGGGCGUGCACAAAGAAUUGGCAUCUGGGGUCUGCUUAGAUUGGCGUAAGGGUCGUCUGACUUGGGCCAGGUAGAACCAAGUAGAAAGGCUUGCAUUAAGAAUCGCAAGAACGUCGUAUUUCGCUCUUUCCAUUUUGCUGCUCACAAAAUGCCCGAGGUGCCCGCCAUUUGGGAAUCCCGUUGGUAUGAGGAUCUAGGGUAUCAUUUGAUAUAGUUAAUAUUUUACAGUUGGCUGCCAGGGCCGAGGCUGGAAUCGGCGUUGACAUUACUGGUCAACCCCUCGACGACGCCAUCUUCCUCCGCUUGCUUAGCUCCUCCUGCUCAGCCAUUACCUUGGCUGUUAAUGACGCGGCCAUGGCAUUGUUGAUGCCGCUGAUCCUCCCGGAUGCUUCCUUGGCAGACUUUGGGGCAACGGCAUCUUCUGUCGCUCUCUUCUUGCCUGUCUUAUCGCCCUCUUGAACCCCCUCAUCGGCCUUGCGCUUCUUCUUCUUGUCCUUCUUGUCCUUCUUGAGGCUGUGUGCAAGUCCCGCGGCCUUCAAAUCAUCCAUCCUCUGCACCAGCUUCUUGAGAUCGCUUUCCUCGGUCGGCAGGAUAGGCACCGCAUUCUCGCUUUUAAACUCUUCGCUACACUCGGGACACCUCAGCUCCUGGAUUUCCUUGAUGGCAAUUUCGGCGAACACAUGGCCGCAAGGCACAAUGUAGACCGCUUUGACGGAAGGACCCAACUCCUUCAAGGAAAUGGGGCAGGCCCAGAUGUCCUUCUUGGUGCCGGGCGGGGUGUAUCGGUGGAACUUGAGCCUAACGAUGUCGCGAAGCGACUUGAUGCCGGUGGCCGCAAGUGUGAGCUCUUGGGAAUCGGGGUUGGACGGCGGCGACGACUCGGUGUUGUCGUCGGAGGGCAUCAGGCCUUGAAGGAUGGACUCGUAGUUGUAGAGGCGCCCGCGCCAGUCGGAGACGACAUUGUCCCUGUCGAGGGGCUGACUCGUAAUGGGAUCGUUGUUCCAGGCGUGGCCGAGGGACUCUAGGGCGUUUGCUUUCAGUUCGCUGACGCUGAGAGCGCGGGCGGCUUCUUUGACGAGCUCGCGGCGUUUGGGAAUGGAUCCUCCGUCGUUACCCAUGGCUCGCGAUAAAGGAGAAGGUAGAGUUCGGAAUCGGAAUGGUGUCUAUAGGAAUGGCGUCUAAAUCCUAAGAAAAGUGGACUGGCUGAGUGUCGUGAAUGGAUCUGUGAUGGUUAACGUUUUUGGUCUGGAUUAAUCGGAAGUGUUGAGAUGCGAUGCGACGCAAG